Molecule: messenger RNA, 4192 nt
Organism: Nymphalis io (European peacock)
Lineage: Eukaryota; Metazoa; Arthropoda; Insecta; Lepidoptera; Nymphalidae
Gene: Not3
Product: CCR4-NOT transcription complex subunit 3
Exons: 16
Coding region: 328-2373 (681 amino acids)
Biological process (GO): nuclear-transcribed mRNA poly(A) tail shortening; regulation of DNA-templated transcription
Cellular component (GO): nucleus; CCR4-NOT core complex; P-body
Source: RefSeq, a predicted model, not a curated record
CACUUGACUGAUGGGCUACGCGACGUACCUAAAAUCAUAUUGUGGAAAAUUUGAAGUUUGUUGUUUUAGUGACAACUUAUCCAUAAUUAUUUAUGAAAGCUUCGCGCUAAUUACCAUUCCAGGCGCGAGGCAGAAUAAUUCUGUAGCGGUCAGCCUGGAUGCGUUCAGUCACUAACAGUUCGAGCGGUGUACGGUAGCCAUCUUGGAUUCGAACAAAGCUUCAGAUGUGUAGUUUGUCUGUUUAUCAAUAAUUUUUGUGCAUUUCCCUGUAAAUAGUUUGUAUGUUUAGGAUAUGUACGGAACAUUCGUCCACAUGUGUAAAUAGCUAUGGCUGCGACAAGAAAAUUACAAGGUGAGAUAGACAGGUGUUUAAAAAAGGUCACAGAAGGGGUGGAGACGUUUGAGGACAUCUGGCAAAAGGUACACAAUGCGACGAACAGUAAUCAGAAGGAGAAAUAUGAGGCAGAUCUCAAGAAGGAGAUUAAAAAACUCCAGAGGCUACGAGAUCAAAUCAAGUCAUGGAUCGCUUCGGGCGAGAUUAAGGAUAAGAGUACACUUUUAGAAUAUAGGAAACUAAUUGAAACGCAAAUGGAGAGGUUUAAAGUUGUUGAAAGAGAGACAAAAACAAAGGCAUACUCUAAAGAAGGGCUAGGUGCAGCACAAAAGCUGGACCCGGCGCAAAAAGAACGGGAUGAGAUGUCCACGUGGCUUAUAACUUCUAUUGAUGCACUUAAUUUACAGAUUGAUCUUUUUGAGUCUGAAAUGGAAUCACUAUUAGUUGGUAAGAAAAAACGGCUGGAUAAAGAGAAACAAGACCGCAUGGAAGAGCUCAAAUACAAACUAGAAAGACAUAGGUUCCAUAUAAAAAAACUUGAAACAUUAUUACGAAUGCUAGACAACAUGUCUGUAGAAGUUGAACAGAUAUUGCAGAUAAAAAGAAUAAGAGAAGAUGUUGAAUACUACAUAGGGUCGUCAUUAGAGCCUGGGUAUGAAGAGAACGAGUAUAUCUAUGAAGACAUCCAUGGAUUGGAUGAGAUUGAGCUAAGCGGAGUAGGGUUACCGUCAUCAGCCACUACCGACAGCAAUAACAGCAAUGACUCACCCGGAUCACCCACUAGCAUACUUUCAGGAACGAGUCCAAUCGCGUCCCCCUCGUUAGACCUCCACAACCACGCGACGGACUCAAUAGACGUAGAUAAGAAGAAGAAAGAGGAGGUCACGACUAAACCGGUCAAACCGCUGCCGCUGCGGGUGACGUGCGGCGUCAGUAGUAGUCCGGCUAACGUUAGUUUGCUCAAUAACUCCGCCGCAUCCACAAAUAGUAUAAACAACACGUGCGCGUCCGGCGCGUCCACCCCCAUCAAGCAGCCCGCGCCGCCCUCGCCGCACCUCGCCAGACCCAGCGAAGUAGUGGAGAAUGGGCCGGUGUCGAGCACGCCGCUGCUGCCGGCCGCGCUGCCCGCGCACGCCGUGCUGGCCGCGCACGUCGCGCUCGCCGCACAUUCCAUACCCAAAGCAGAAGAGCAAAUUGUCCACCUAAUGACAUCAAAAAGCGUGUCCUCGACGACACUCUCGUCGAGCGCGGCGACGUCGACGGUCGCGAGCGUGGUGACGAGCGCGCUGGCGUCCGGCGCGCCCUCGCCGCUCACCGUCAACGGGCCCACGCACGCGCGAGCGCACACGCCGCAGCACGUCGUUAACAAUGGGCGAGUGAGCGAACCGCCGAGCACGCCGGCGCUGGCCGUGAGCGCGGCGAGCGCGGCGAGCGCCGUGAGCGCGGGCGGCACGGCGUCGCUCAAGAGCAUGGCGCAGGAGGCCGUGCAGCGCGCCGGCCUCGACCACCACCACUCGCAGUCGGCGCUGGCGCGGCGCGGCCUGUCGCUGUCGCAGGCGCACAUCCCGCCGCUGCUGGGCGUGGCGCCGCUCGGCCCGCUGCCGCUCAACAACGUGCAGUUCCAAAUGAUGGAGGCCGCGUUCUACCACAUGCCGCACCCGUCCGACUCGGAGCGCACGCGGGUCUACCUGCCGAGGAACAUCUGCCAGACGCCCGUCUACUACAACCAGGUGCUGCUACCCCACUCGGACUCGGUGGAGUUCUUCCAGCGCCUGUCGACCGAGACGCUGUUCUUCGUGUUCUACUACAUGGAGGGCACGAAGGCGCAGUACCUAGCGGCUAAGGCACUCAAGAAGCAGAGCUGGCGAUUCCACACCAAGUACAUGAUGUGGUUCCAGCGACACGAGGAGCCCAAGGUCAUCAAUGAGGAGUAUGAGCAGGGCACAUACAUAUACUUCGACUACGAGAAGUGGGGCCAGCGGAAGAAGGAGGGCUUCACGUUCGAGUACAAGUACUUAGAGGACCGCGACCUCAACUGAGGCGCCGAAAACUAUCCGUCAUUCCGUUACCGAGCGCGCGGGCCGCCCUCCGUGACGGCGGCUUGUACCAUACCUUCCUCUUCCGGCGGUCCGCAGAUAUCAUGUGAUGCGAUAAGAUAGUGCGGGCGACCGCUGAACCAUUGUGAUAUCGAUUUAGGAACCCGUAGCGUACUCGGAUGCCGUACGACCGUUUUAUUCGACUUUAUUGGACUUUUUAAGCGGCUUUAUAUAUUAUGUUAUAUAUAAAAUAAGAAUGUAAAUGUCCCAGUAAAUAUUAAAUCAUGUUUUUAUAAUGUGGAAUCUCAUUUUUAUAAGAUUUUAUGAAGUCGUUACAGAUAAAAUGAGUGUUAAACCUGCGCCUGACAUGUUGAAUAUUUUAAGCUGCACGGAACUUGGCGUCGAAUAAUAAAAUUUACAUCGAAUGUAUAAAUUAAUAAAUAGGACAUAGUAUAUUUUAUUCAGAACACCAUGUGAAUGAACGUACCUCUAUCGGAAAAGCAAUAUAUAUUUAAGUAGUAACUAAGAGUCCAAUAAAUUUUUUAUGCUAGUCAUAGUACUUGAACGAGGCAAGAGGCGACGCCGUGUACAUCAUACACAUACGCCGUGUCGGGAGAGACGUGUCGAUGUCGGCUUGGAGACAAUUCGGGGUGUGUACUCGGCGGUCAGUCGACCGGGUGGCGGUCCGAGAGCGCUUCGGGCGAUUCGUUUUAAAACUUGUUUGUAGCGACUGGAUUAGUUGAAAUUAUAAUAGGCGCCGACUCGCUGGUGUCACGGAAGUAUGGGCCGAGUGUGAAAAUGUAUCGGUUGAUGACCAAUAUUUGGUACAUUCAUUGUUUUGAUCUAAUUUUCAUAGAUUCAUUGGAUCAAAUUUGCUUCGGACGAAAAUAGAAUUUUUGUCUUGUAAUAGUAACAGGUUUAUUAUUAAGCUCGGAAUGGCUAUGUUCAAGUGCCUCAAUAUCUACCUGGAAAAGAGAAUAUGGAUUGACUCCAAACUGUGUAUAAAGUAUUCGGAAGUGGUCCGUGACACCCGCGAGCCCGUGCUGACCGUAGCUAAGGAUCUCCGGAAUGAUGUCACCGGUACACUCUUUCACCUCCAAUGUUGAAAAUUAGUAUAACAUUAUUGUAUAUCGACUAUAUAUUUAGUGCAUUUAAAUCGAACAAAAUUUGAUAAAACUAUUCGAGCGUGUAUAUAUAAUCACUGCCAUGUGUAUUUUAUUUAUAAAUAUAUCGCGUAUCGGGGAAUUAAAUAGGACAGCUUGAAACGUACUUAUUUAUUUGUGAUAUUUCCUCAUAGAGACGAGGUGACGGAGUGUACGGGUCCGUUUGAUAAUCCGUGGAACGGAACUGUGCUGCCGGAUGGUGUAUCACCGCCGAUGACGACCAGUGGGGAGACUAUUCCAUUUAGUUAGACCGUAGAGUGAUUCCGUAAGUCCGCGGUCGCGUCUAUUGCGCGGCCGCGGCGACGCGUCGGCCGGCCGGGCGGGCGCGGCGAGCGGUAACAGCGCGAUCUCGUUAAUUCCGUGCGUGGUGUUGAUAGUUUUCAUUUUUGUAAAAAGUCUAUCGUGCGAGCAGAUGAAAUGUGGUAAAUAAUAAUAAUUUAAAAAAUUAUCUGUACAGUUCUAUUUGUAUAGAAAUAAUAAAUAACGAUUAAAAAUUAAAAACCAUGUUGUGAUUUCUUCUUAACGAUUAGUUUAAGUGCGUCGGUUUAGAGCGCCGCCUCGUAUUGGGGCGUCCGCGUUUAUCGCAUUUCUUUUUCUUAUUUAUUUUUUAAUUUGAAAGAGAUGACUGUUUACUUUGUAGAAUAAAUUGUAAGAAAGCA